This is a messenger RNA of Salarias fasciatus (jewelled blenny), 3103 nucleotides long. It is a transcript of the gene dclre1a, whose product is annotated as DNA cross-link repair 1A (PSO2 homolog, S. cerevisiae). The record is from RefSeq and is a predicted model, not a curated record. Gene Ontology annotation, biological process: double-strand break repair via nonhomologous end joining; interstrand cross-link repair. NCBI's taxonomy places the organism in Eukaryota, Metazoa, Chordata, Actinopteri, Blenniiformes, Blenniidae. The coding region runs from base 218 to 2695 and encodes 825 amino acids. The transcript is spliced from 8 exons. Gene Ontology annotation, molecular function: damaged DNA binding; 5'-3' DNA exonuclease activity.
ACAUGUCCAUUCAGUCCAAAACGGUUCAGUCACAGGAAAAGUCUCUCUUUUAUCGACUAGAUUCGUGAUUACAAGCUAUCCUGAUAAUGUUAAGCGAUCCGGAGUCGUUUAUAACACUGUAAUUUCUCUCAUCGCCGCGGGAUGUUACUAAACAUCAGGGACUGUGUCAUAACAAGAGGAGGAACCACAGGCUCGCUUUUAUUUUCUUCUAUUUCAAAUGUCACACCAGAGCGACUCCGAAAAUGACAUCUGGGAGUAUAAACCUCUGGAGAAGAAAAAGAAGAGACGGCAAGGAUCUGCAUCUGUGACCAGGCGAAAGUGCACGGCCAGGAAAACCUCCAAGUCACAGGAAAAUCAUCAGAAAGCCUCAGGAAGUGGAGAUCAUGCUCCAAACGGCUUCGGUGAGGAAUCCUGCAAACCUUUAGAUUCUGCUGCAAAGAAAAGUGAAGAUGAAGCGAAAGCCUCGUCCUCUGGAGAUUUCUGUCCCAUCUGUCAGAUGCCUUUCUUCAUCCUGGUGGUUCAGUCUCAACGCUGGCAUGUUUCUGAAUGUCUUGACUCCUCCAGGGACAAAUGCACAGAGUGUCCAGAUGGUCUUCGGUGCUCCUCCACCAUUCCAAAUCACUACAAGAAGUUCAAUCACACACUCCUGGCACAAAGCCGAGCAAACGGCGACACACCCACGGUCAGUCUGACCCAGCGAGCUGAGGACAGCAGCAGGGGGAACCGUCCCUGCUGUCUCCCCGGGCACUCCGACAACGACUCGGAUGGCUGCGUUGCAGAAACCUUUCAGGAUGACGCUCUCAAUCUUCCUGCCUCAUCCAGUCAAAGCAUUUCCCCGGAUCAUUGCCACAGUGGAACUCCUCCAGCAAAAGUUCCAAACGGCCUUCUCUUACUGCGUUCUCCCGGCCCAGAGGAUUUAAAGAAAAAGAAAGGCUGGCUUUCAUCCUCGCAAAGCCAGAAGUCAGUUACUAGCUCCCAAGAAAGUAAAAAGGAACUUUUAACCCCCCCUGUCAAGGAAGAAAGAAGACCGACUUGGGAAAGUUCGCCCAAAACUGAAGAUCUUCCUGAAUAUGAUGACGCAAUAUCCUACUCUCCUCUGUCUGAGCUCCCGGCAGAGUCUCAGCUCAUUAACGCUGAGUGUAGGAAAGCCCUUUUUAACAGCGGUGCAUCUAAAAACCAGGACGAAAACUCAGUGACUUUGUUUAGUGACAGCUUUUCAAGUGAAGAUGACCUCUUUGCUGAACUGAUAGAAAAUGAUAUUGAGGAAAAAAAGGAGUCGUCUUCCCCGAGCACCCAGCUGGCUUCAUUUACCUCAUCAGCUCCCACUAAUCAGGGAGCAGCAGACACAGCUGACAGAGAGUCACUGGGUAAGUGGAACCAAAUCAGCAAAACAAGUGUCCAGUCUCCACAGAGUAUUGUUUUGGAGCGCCUCAGAGACUCUCUCCUCAGUGCAGAGCACCAGUCGGCAGCUCCUCCGGUGCCUUCUUCUCAAAACUCCACUGACACACAGUCUCAAAGCAUGCCGCUGCACAAGGGCCACAGCAAGGCCAGCCAGGCGCCGGGACUCAGACAGACGGACAUCGGGGUGUUUUUCGGCCUCAAGCCGCUCAAGAAGAAGGAGGCAGAGGCGGGAGGACCGAAGGAAACGGACGCCUCCUCGUCUCCAGCGGUUGGUGAAAGCUCAGGACGGAGAAGGCAGAGGAGAGAAAGGCAGAGGAAACCUCGAGCUGACAGAGCCGCAGCAGCUUCACAGGCCACAGACACUGCAAAUAACAGCGACUUAGCUGAAGCUGAGGGCGAAGCAGGGAGAGGCGGGAGCAGAGGGUGGAAAAGGAAACGGUGGAACGGAACCAGUGCUGAUGGAGAAGUGCAGCCACGACGCUGUCCUUUCUACAAGAAGAUUCCAGGAACUAAAUUUGCCAUCGAUGCCUUCCGGUACGGCGAGAUCGAGGGAAUUACUGGCUACUUUCUGACACACUUCCACUCCGAUCAUUAUGGAGGGCUGACCAAGAGCGCCACAUUCCCAAUCUACUGCAACAGAAUCACAGGUAACCUGGUGAAGAGCAAACUGAAGGUGGCGGAGCGGUACGUCCACAUCCUGCCCAUGAACACGGAGGUCACCGUGGACGGGGUCAAGGUCGUCCUGCUGGACGCCAACCAUUGUCCGGGAGCCGCCAUGCUGCUGUUCUUCCUGCCCGACGGACAGACGGUCCUUCACACCGGGGACUUCCGGGCCGAUCCCUCGAUGGAGGCGUACCCUCAGCUGCUGGGCUGCAGGGUGCAGACGCUGUACCUGGACACCACAUACUGCAGUCCCGAGUACACCUUCCCGAAGCAGCAGGAAGUCAUCAACUUCGCCGCGAACUCGGCCUUCGAGUCGGUGACCCUGAACCCUCGCACGCUGGUGGUGUGCGGCUCCUACUCGGUGGGGAAGGAGAAGGUGUUUCUGGCCCUGGCAGAGGUCCUGGGGUCUAAAGUGUGCCUGUCUCGGGACAAAUACAACACCAUGUGCUGUCUGGAGUCGGACCAAAUCAGAGAGCGUGUCACCACAGAUUGGAGAGCAGCGCAGGUCCACGUGCUUCCCAUGAUGCAGCUCACCUUCAAUCACAUGUUCCCGUGUUCUCCCAGUGAGCGGCAGCAGCGUCCACCGACAACAGCAGGGUUUAAAUUUACUUUAACAUGCUGCUCGUCAUGAGAAAAGCCGCACGGUGUCUCCGCAAGAGACGAGGCUCUUAAAAUCGUCAUCUAUACGGCCACAGAUAAGUCCCAGAGUCGGUAUAAUUCACGCUCCGCUUGGCACAGAAAGGCUGACCUGAAGGAAACAGAUGCUGCAGUUUAGGGAUUUUGUGUGUGUGUGUGUGUGUGUGUGUGUAAACUAAUAGCACACACUUCUGCAGUUUAAGCAAAGACGGUUAUUGCAGAGUAACGAGAGCAGGGACAUUGAAACGGCCAUUACAUUAGUCUAAAGCGUGACAUAAAUGCACCGAGAGACGCAUAAAAAAUCUGGAUAUCUGUAAUUCAGAGGCUCAGACUAAACGAAGGACAUUAAGCUGAAACAGCGUGGCAAAUCAUUUCAUAUUUCACUUUCUCAUCUCGAUGCGAC